UAUUCGGCCAUAUUGAAAACAUCAGAGGGAAGAGAGACAUCCGUUUUAUCGAUCGUAGUAACACACCAAGACUCUGUGUUUUUCUAGGGCGUUCCUUAGAAGUGUUUGUACCUUAACCCUUCAGUAGCUUUGCGGGGAUAAGGCCCCGUGCGGUGGAUGCAGUUUUAUUCUUCCGUACCGAAUAGAGUUAGUCCCGAGGAGCAAGCCAUGGCGAGUGGGUACGGCGGGUACAUCGGGCCCGGAGACCCGAGCGCGGCCCACCCGCCCCCGAUAGGAUUCGAGAUGCAGCCGACCGGAGGGCCAGCCUACCCCCCUCAACCUCUAGGAUUUGAGGGGAUCGCGCCGCCGUCAUCAGACCAGCUGUAUCCUGAGGUACCUGAACCCUCACCUGCCGGAACACCUGGGGAGGUACCGCAACCUGCAACACCUAAUGAUGUACAGAUGAGGGACAACGAAUCUCCAAACCUAAAUACUCCGAAGGAUAGCGCCGAACGGGUUUCGGAGACUAGCACGGCUGGGGAUGACCAAUCAGAAAGAAAGUUGCUGGCGGGGCCUAAGGUUACUGACAUGGAGGGGCAAAACGGCCACGAGAGAAGGUCUGCAUCAGAUCUGGUUGCACCCGGUGGCGUGGGAUCAGAUCCUAGCCAGGCAGGAAAUGGGACUUAUAAGCAAAGCAAGGACUCCCUGUUCUUCCGAGACAACAAGAGGAGGAUCGACUACGUCCUGGCGUACGAGAAAAACGACGACUCGAAGAGCGAGGAGAAGAAGCAGCAGAAGCGGGAGUGUUACGAGGAGAACCUGAGAUACGAGGGGCUGGAACUGGAGUAUGAGGACAGGGAGCUGUCACAAGAUGGGAAGACCUUCUAUGUGAAAGUCCAUGCACCGUUUGACGUGCUGUGCAAGUAUGCUGAACUUCUCUGCAUCAAGAUGCCCAUUGCUUAUAACGACCUGGAAGAUGAAGAUGAUGGGAGACAGUGCCCAAACCCCAUGAGACUGGAGAUAGAGGACGAUGAUGACAGGGAUGUCUUCACUGCUCCCUUCAUGCGCAACCGCAUGAAAAAGUUCAUGAUUCCUCCAAAUAAAGAAGACUUUUUCCACCAUGCAGUCCGCAGCAGAAUUGUGUACACCAUCUUGGAGCGCUGUCGCUACGAGGACGACAAGAGGAAAAUCGGCAUCAAGAAGAUGCUGAACAACGGGUCUUACCUCGCGGCCUACCCUCUUCACGAUGGACCGUACAAGAGCGAACACUCCAAACUCACCCACGGGUACAAGAAUGAUCGACAUCUCCUGUUUGAGGAGUGGGCACGCCUCGGGAAGUGGUACAAGUACCAACCACUGGACAAGAUCAGACAAUACUUUGGUGAGAAGAUCGGUCUGUACUUCGCGUGGCUCGGGUUCUACACCAACACGCUCAUUGCUCCCGCUAUCGUGGGCUUCAUCUGUAUCCUGUACGGAGCAAUCUCAUUGGGAGAGGAUGUUACCAGCCAAGAGAUCUGUGGGUCUAACAUCACCAUGUGUCCACUGUGUGACCAGAGGUGCAGGUACUGGUCAUUAGCCAACCAGUGUAGAUACUCACAGGCUUCGCACGUGAUAGACAAUCCUGCAACUGUGUUCUUUGCGAUCUUCAUGGCUUUGUGGGCUACCAUGUUCCUGGAGUUCUGGAAGAGAAAACAGGCUGUUAUCUCCUAUGACUGGGACCUGGUGGGCUUUGAGGAUGAAGAGGAGAGACCCAGGCCGGAGUUUGAGUCCAAGGUGUCCACUCACAGAAUCAACCCUGUCAACAAGUUGGAAGAGGCUUUCCUGCCGUUCUACAACAAAGUACCCAGACUGAUCUGGGCUGGGCUGGUGGUGGUCUUCAUGGUCUCGCUGGUUCUGGCGGCCGUGUUUGCGGUGAUCGUGUACCGUAUCGUGAUCGUCGUGGUGUUCUACAGGUCCGACCUGGGGCUCAUCUCGGAACGCGCAAAACUCGCCACCUCCGCCACCGCUGCCCUGCUCAACUUGAUCGCCAUCAUGAUUCUCAACAAGAUCUACGAACGAGUCUGUUACUGGCUGACGGACAUGGAGCUGCCGCGUACACAGACGGAAUACGAGGACAGUUUCACCUUCAAGAUGUUCCUGUUCCAGUCGGUCAACUACUACGCUUCUAUCUUCUACAUAGCUUUCUUCAAGGGGAGUUUUGUAGGAAGGCCAGGAGACUACAACUACUUUUUGAACGAGUACAGACCCGACGAAUGUGAUGUUGGAGGCUGCCUGAUCGACUUGUGCCUCCAGCUGGCCAUCAUCAUGGUGGGCAAACAGGCCUACAACAACUUCAUGGAGCUCAUCUUCCCGAAGCUGAAGAACUGGUGGUCACGGCGCGGUAACAUUGACCAGGACGACGUGCCCGAGCAGGCGUACACACGCUGGGAACAAGACUGCGAUCUCGUUCCCGUGCCUGUCAUGGCACUGUUCCCGGAGUACCUGGAAAUGGUUAUCCAGUUUGGGUUCGUGACGCUGUUUGUCGCUGCGUUCCCGCUGGCGCCAUUUUUCGCUCUGAUCAACAACAUCCUGGAGAUCCGACUGGAUGCGUACAAGUUCGUCACACAGUACCGACGACCAAUGGCUGCUCGCGCUCAGGACAUCGGAGUCUGGUACAACAUCCUCGAGGUCCUCGCUAAAGUUGCUGUGGUGUCCAAUGCUUUUGUGAUUGGCUACACAUCUAACUUCAUCCCACGGCUGGUGUACCUGUACGGGUACAGCCCGGAGCCGGGCGUGUCCAUGAGCGGGUACGUGGAGGACUCGCUCUCCUACUUCAACCACAUUGUGUUCCUGAUUAAGAACAUGCUGGCCUACCUGAUCCCCGACGUCCCCCACGACCUCCAUGACCUCAUCAAGCGAGAGCAGUACCUCACCACGGAGAUGUUCUUCAGUAACGAGAAGGACCUUCAGCAGAGCACAGACAACCUCCGGGACACGGACGGUACGCGCCAGCGCCAAGCCUACCACCACGAAUAACCCACAAAUCAACCCCAAACACCCCUGUUCAUGAAGUCAACCAACCCAGCACUACAGUCAGUGGUUGACGCAGCAGCCUGAUCUAUUUGUAAAUAGGGGUGGUCAGGGUUGAUGAGUUAUGAAUGAGAUUUUUUAUGCUUACCAUUUUGAACACCCCUACUUUUUGAUAGUCCAACUGUCUUUUGCUGCGUUAUUGCUUCUUGAAGUGGAUGUUUACACUUUGAAGUGGGGGUGUACGGGUUGUCAUACAAGAAGGUAAAAGGCUGAUUUAACAAGCUUUGAAUGACCAAAUUUUAUAAAAGGAUAAAUGAAAGUGAUAUAAGACUAACUGCUGCAUAUUUUGUAACAUAAGAAGAUAUAAUUGCAAGGUGGACAUUGAAUUAUGACAGUUGUGGAAAAAAAUGAUAAUAGUGAUGUUUACAUGCAAGAAAUGUAGGUUGUUUCCAUGGUCUGGUUAACUUACAAGUUUUUAACCACUUUGGUGACUGUUUGAUCCAAAAUUUGGUCAUGCUUUUCAGCACAGAAACAUCUACUAAAAAAAUUAAUAUUAUUGUAGAUUAUUGUAUGAUGAAAUGACUAAUUGUAAUAUGUGAAAAGAAAUUAGUGAAAAUGAAGUGGGUUUUUUUUUUACAUGUAGUUGUGCAAGUUUGAUACUGGUGACUUGCUAACACCUUUCUUUGGGUAUUUUUAUCUUCAAUGUUUGGUUUCAAAAAGCUUGUGUUUUAAGACGAAAGGUAUUUUAACUUUAAGGUGAAAUAUUACAGUUUUACGUAUGGUGACUUGACAAUUUUUGACUGUUUUGCAUUCGUGCUAACGUUAUAAUUUGAAAACUUUAAAAUGCAUUUACUAACUGCGUGGUCACAUUUGUUCUACAAUUUUGAUGUCUUUAUAGAAUUUUCCAGCAGGCUGUGACAGAACCAACCACCAACCAGGAUCUAACAUGUAAGACUGUCUUUUGUGACAGCAGAAUUUUGGCUUGACUACAAUAAUGCCUUUAUUGAAGAGGUUCAACAGUCACAUAAGAUUACAGUUAGUAGAAUAUUCUUCAAUCAGUGACUGUUUUUGUAAGGUAGAAACAUGUACCUCCAAGGUUGGGAGCUGCC
This is a messenger RNA of Branchiostoma belcheri (Belcher's lancelet), 4097 nucleotides long. RefSeq names its product anoctamin-4-like. The coding region runs from base 157 to 2994 and encodes 945 amino acids. Gene Ontology annotation, biological process: chloride transmembrane transport. Gene Ontology annotation, cellular component: plasma membrane. Gene Ontology annotation, molecular function: chloride channel activity; protein dimerization activity. NCBI's taxonomy places the organism in Eukaryota, Metazoa, Chordata, Leptocardii, Amphioxiformes, Branchiostomatidae. The transcript is spliced from 24 exons. The record is from RefSeq and is a predicted model, not a curated record.